UUCGCCUGUAAAGUUAUGAAAAGCGGUGUAACAUUAUUUUGCAUUUUAGGUGAAAUGAUGUAAAUCAUAUAGCUUCACCCAUAACACAUUUGAACGUAAUUUCUGCCGGGUAUUUCGUUUCUUUUCUUGUAAAAUCGAUUCAAGCAUGAAUCAUGGUUUGACAUAUUGAAAAAAAAAAAACAGAAUUACUAGAAAUGUAAAAAAUAUCAAAACGCCCAACAAAGUCAAAAAGUAAUUAUUUUAAACUACUCAUAAUCGUUCUUUGAGAGUUUUUUUUACAUUUCAUCAGCAUUUGCCAAACAUAACUGUAACUUAGAAUGAAAAAAACCCAAACCACCAGAAUCGACCAAAAUAGGAAGAAACGCAAGAAGAGUCGAUUUUACUUCCUCCUAAAUGUUAUCACGGAAGGAUUAGCGACUGCCUUGGUUUUAUACUGUACAUUCACGGCCAGUUGUGUGCUUGGCAAUGAAGUUAGUGGUCCCGUUUACAUAUUCUUGCUCUUCAUUUUUCCCGCUUUCAUACCGGAUUUGUACUAUUAUCUACUUACACCCAAACUGCAUACGUUGGGUAUUGAUCCGUUGGGUGUUAUGUUCAACUUUAUUAUAGGUGUCUUGUGCAUUUUGAUUGGUGUAAGUCUUAUAAUGGUGAUCUUAUCUUUUUGUGGGUUUUAUGCACAAUUUCUUUUGGUGAUUGCUGGUGCCUUAAGCGUUUGUUCGGGCGUGUUUCAUUUGAUGAAUGCCUGUAUGUGUCACAAGGCGAUACCGAAGUCGGAGAGAUAUUACAAACCUCGUCGUACUAAACCCAAGAAAGCGCCGAAGGAUAAGAAAAAACAAGCGAAACCAGCUAAAAAAGGCAAAGCGGAAAAGAAGCCCGACAAGAAAGCCGAAAAGAAACCUGACAAGAAGGCUGAAAAGAAACCCGAGAAGAAAGGCGAUAAAAAGACUGAUAAGAAACCGGACAAAAAGAAGGAAAAGAAACCCGAAAAGAAGGCUGAAAAGAAGCCAGAAAAGAAAACAAAACCGAAGUCCGCAGAAAAAUGCUAAAAGUAGGGGGGAAACGUAAAUUAGGGCUAAAAAAGAAUUCUAGUUUGUUUAGUUAAUAAACAUUUAAUUCAAUUUUAAAAUAAAUGUUUCUUACUUGGUCAGAUGGAGUGAGAAUGGGCUUUGCUUUGCUUCGCUUUUUUGUCAAAAAUGUAUUCAAAGCUGUCGGACUGCCACUGCGAAGGCAAUCGGAUAACAGGUCAAAAGAAAAAUUUUCAGCGUACCAUAGUAAAACACAUAUUUUUUGCAAAAUUC
Bactrocera dorsalis (oriental fruit fly) is the source of this 1295-nucleotide messenger RNA. RefSeq lists its product as uncharacterized. Lineage: Eukaryota; Metazoa; Arthropoda; Insecta; Diptera; Tephritidae. The record is from RefSeq and is a predicted model, not a curated record. Bases 318 to 1043 code for a protein of 241 amino acids. The transcript is spliced from 4 exons.